AUGGCUCUAACACUUCGCUCUUCAAUUUCUUUAAUUAAUCAGAAGGAAACCAAAGUCCUUAAAACUUCUGAUGAUGUCCCUGCGAUAGUUAGUUUUGCAAAAUUUAAGCCAUCGUUCCAUCUCCGAGUGAAAAGUACCAUGCAAGAAGCACACCACACACGUGACAACAGCUUCAAUUCUGAAGCAAGGAGAAGCGAAAAAUGGGAGAAGGUGCAUGCUCCGUCGAUGGCUCAUAGUCACGGUGAUUCGAAGAGAGUACCUGUGUAUGUGAUGCUGCCACUAGACACGGUAACAACGGGAGGAAGCUUGAAUAAGCCUAGAGCAAUGAAUGCAAGUUUGAUGGCCCUGAAGAGUGCAGGAGUGGAAGGGGUAAUGGUGGAUGCUUGGUGGGGUUUGGUGGAAAAAGAUGGGCCUUUUAAGUACAACUGGGAACCCUAUGCUGAGCUUGUGCAGAUGGUACAAAUGCAUGGUUUGAAGCUUCAAGUUGUUAUGUCUUUCCAUCAGUGUGGGGGGAAUGUUGGAGACACUUGCAGCAUUCCUCUACCACCAUGGGUGCUGGAAGAAAUCAGCAAGAACCCUGACCUGGUUUACACAGACAGAUCAGGGAGGAGGAAUCCUGAGUACAUCUCGUUGGGCUGUGAUUCAGUUCCUAUUCUUAGAGGAAGGACUCCCCUCCAAGUGUACGCUGACUACAUGAGAAGCUUUCGUGACAGAUUCGGAGAUUACUUGGGCAGUGUCAUCGUGGAAAUACAAGUGGGCAUGGGUCCUUGUGGAGAACUGAGAUAUCCAUCUUAUCCGGAAACAAAUGGAACUUGGAGGUUUCCAGGAAUUGGGGAAUUUCAAUGUUAUGACAAGUAUAUGAAAGCGUCGUUGGCAGCAGCAGCCGAUGCCAUUGGAAAGAAAGAAUGGGGAGGAGGUGGACCCCAUGACUCUGGCCAGUACAAUCAAUUUCCUGAGGAUACUGGAUUUUUCAGAAGGGAAGGGACUUGGAACACAGAAUAUGGACGGUUCUUUCUAGAAUGGUACUCCGGUAAAUUGCUAGAACAUGGUGAGAGGAUUCUCGUAUCUGCCAAAGGAAUAUUCCAAACAUCUGGGGUGAAACUAUCAGGGAAAGUUGCUGGAAUUCAUUGGCAUUACAGAGCAAGAUCACACGCGGCAGAACUAACUGCUGGCUACUAUAACACGCGAAAUAACGAUGGAUAUAUGCCAAUAGCCAGAAUGCUGGCAAAACAUGGAGUUGUCUUCAAUUUCACCUGCAUGGAGAUGAAAGACAGAGAGCAGCCUGACUUUGCUAACUGCUCACCUGAAGGGUUGGUUCACCAGGUGAAGAUGGCAACAACAACUGCUAGAGCAGAACUUGCGGGAGAAAACGCAUUGGAGAGAUAUGAUGCAGAUGCAUAUGCUCAAGUUUUAUCAACAAGUAAAUCAGAAUCCGGUAGCGGAUUGGCAGCAUUCACUUAUCUAAGAAUGAACAAAAGGUUGUUUGACGGUGAUAACUGGCGGCACCUAGUGGAUUUUGUAAGAAGUAUGUCUGAAGGUGGUCGGAGAGAGAGACUUCCAGCAUCUGAUUCCCAUGGGAGUGAUCUUUAUGUUGGGCACAUCAAAUCAACACAGGAGAAGCACACACAAGAGGCUGUUCUGGUGUAA
Messenger RNA from Sphenostylis stenocarpa, 1647 nucleotides. Lineage: Eukaryota; Viridiplantae; Streptophyta; Magnoliopsida; Fabales; Fabaceae. The record is from the annotation of a GenBank genome assembly.